CCGUGGACGAUUACUCUAUAUAGCUGCCACUUCGCCCCAAUGCAACCUUCUCCAGGCAAGCUCUCCCAUCUCCCGCUCUUCUGUUCUCCCUCGCCUCCUGGCCUAAGAUAGUCAGUCGCAACCUCGACUGAGGUAGCGAGCUUGUCCUGCCCGACGAUGGCAUCGGACCCCACCAACGUUGCCGUCGCCGACGGUGUCCGCGCUGAUGUCCAAGAUAAUAAGGAGCUCGCGCUGGCUCCCGUUCUGACGACGCAGGACAACGACAGCAUCGGGCUCGGGGCCGACGGCAGUUCCCCGACGGAGGAGGAGCUGCACACGCUCCGGCGGGUGCCGGACAGGAUCCCGUGGGCCAUUUACACCAUCGCCUUCGUCGAGCUGUGCGAGCGCUUCUCGUACUACGGCACCACCGCCGUUUUCACCAACUUCAUCCAGCAGCCGCUACCCGAGGGCUCGGCCACCGGCGCCAGCUAUGACAUCGAGAACGGCCAAGCCGGUGCGCUCGGCCUGGGCCAGCGGACCUCGACCGCGCUGACCACGUUCAACUCGUUCUGGCAGUACACCAUGCCCCUGUUCGGCGCCUAUGUCGCCGACAGCUACCUCGGCCGCUACCGGACCAUUGGAGGUGCUCUCAUGAUCGACAUUCUUGGCCACAUCAUCCUCAUCGUCUCGGCUCUUCCUCCCGUCAUCAAGACCGCCAACGGCUCGCUUGCUGCCUUUUCCAUGGGUAUCAUCCUCAUGGGCAUCGGCACCGGCGGCUUCAAGCCCAACGUCAACCCCCUGAUUAUCGAGCAGCUCGACCUGGAGAGGAUGGUGGUCAAGACGCUCAAGACGGGCGAGCGGGUCAUUGUCGACCCUGCUGCCACCGCCUCGCGCGUCUAUCACUACUUCUAUCUCUUCAUCAACAUCGGCGCCCUGGCCGGCCAGCUCGGGAUGGUGUACUGCGAGCACUACGUCGGCUUCUGGCUGUCGUACACGCUGCCGACCAUCCUGCUGUGCUUCUGCCCGCUCGUCAUGUUGUGGGGGCGGCGCCGCUACAAGCGUGUUCCCCCGCAGGGCUCCGUGCUGGGCCGGUCGUUCAAGCUGUUCUUCCUCGCCAACAAGGGCCGCUGGUCCAUCAACCCGGUCAAGACGUACCGGCAGCUGCACGACGGCACUUUCUGGGAGAGCGUCAAGCCAUCCCGGUUCGACGCCGCCACCCGGCCCAAGUGGAUGGACUUCAACGAUGCCUGGGUCGACGAGGUCCGCCGCGGCUUCAAUGCCUGCGCCGUGUUCCUGUGGUACCCUCUGUUCUGGCUUUGUUACAACCAGAUCAACAACAACCUGAUCUCGCAGGCCGCCACCAUGAAGAUCGGCGGUGUGCCCAACGACGUUCUUACCAACCUCAACCCCUUCGCGCUGAUUAUCCUGAUCCCGCUGCUCGACGGCGUCAUCUACCCGGCGCUGCGGAAGAUGCGCAUCAACCCGACGCCGCUGAAGCGCAUCGCCGUCGGCUACUUCGCCGGCGCGGCCGCCAUGAUCUGGGCCUGCGUCAUCCAGUACUACAUCUACAAGACCAGCGAGUGCGGCUACUACGCCAACGGCGACAUGCCCGACGGCACGACGCGCGAGUGCGCCAACGUCGAGAUCAGCAUGUGGGCCCAGACCGGGUCCUACGUGCUGAUCGCCUUCUCGGAGAUCAUGGCCUCCAUCACGUCGCUCGAGUACGCCCACUCCAAAGCGCCCGCCAACAUGCGCUCCAUGGUGCAGUCCAUCGCGCUCUUCAUGAACGCCAUCGCGUCGGCCAUUGGAUUCGCGCUCGUCGCGCUCGCCGGCGACCCGCUGCUCAUCUGGAACUAUGCCGUGGUCGCCAUCCUGGCCGUCUUUGGCGGCACCAUGUUCUGGCUGCAGUUCCGCCACCUCGACAAGCAGGAGGACGAGCUCAACAUGCUGCCCAAGGGCGAGGUCGGCGGCGACGUCGCGGCCGCCAAGUUUGCCGACGACGAGAAGGCCGAUGCCAGGGCGUAAGCGCAUUCCGUCGCUUUGUUUUGCGUUGGGCUGGGACGAUGGGAUGAAUGGAUACCUACCUAUGUAACAU
This is a messenger RNA of Chaetomium strumarium, 2074 nucleotides long. RefSeq names its product POT family-domain-containing protein. Gene Ontology annotation, biological process: oligopeptide transport; transmembrane transport. The coding region runs from base 157 to 2004 and encodes 615 amino acids. NCBI's taxonomy places the organism in Eukaryota, Fungi, Ascomycota, Sordariomycetes, Sordariales, Chaetomiaceae. Gene Ontology annotation, cellular component: membrane. Gene Ontology annotation, molecular function: transmembrane transporter activity. The record is from RefSeq and is a predicted model, not a curated record. The transcript has 2 exons.